This is a messenger RNA of Cuscuta europaea, 2707 nucleotides long. The record is from the annotation of a GenBank genome assembly. Lineage: Eukaryota; Viridiplantae; Streptophyta; Magnoliopsida; Solanales; Convolvulaceae.
AUAGUUUACUCAGUGUCUAGUAUUCAUGAGUCCUACUCCCCUGGUAACUUUUGUCUCAUGUGACUGCUCAAGAAUCUCUGUGCGAGAAUGGCGAAGUACAGCAGAAUACCACUUGCUUAAAAAGAAGUACACUCCACUUUGGUUUGGAUACCGUUUUGCUUCCUCAGAUCUUCACUUGUGUUCUUCCUUGCUGAACAUCUUUAGAGUGUGUUUGGGAGUGUAAGAAGAUGGGGUCUGUGUCUCUGAAAGUAGGAGACGGAACAGCAAGAUUCAAGAAGAGGGCUUCCCUUUGCUCAUCAGCUGUCAAUCUUCUCAUGGUCUUCUCCGUACUCACUACAAAUCUCUUCGCUCUAUACGCUUUUACCCACCCACCUAGCAAGACCCACCAUCUACUCCUUCACGAGACCCACAAGAACAUCUCCGACCAUGUCUCCCUUAUCCUCAGUGAGAUCAAUUCGUCUCAGAAGAAGGUCGCCCAUAUCCAGAAAGAGCUCCUAGGCUACGAAAGCAUUGAUCUUUCCAAACCCAACAUCGCCCCUGAGCUGAGAAUGUUUCUUCUUCGUCACCAGCUUCCUCUGGGCAAAGAUUCAAGAACUGGGAUUACAACAAUGGUGGCUUCCGUGGGUCAUUCUUGCCAGAAAUCCAUCGAUUUGCUGUCGCAGUUCAUGAAAUAUAAGGUCAGCGGGCCUUGCCCAGACGACUGGGUUCUGGGUCAAAAUCUGAUUUUGAAGGGCUGUCAGCCUCUCCCAAGGAGGAGGUGCUUUUCCAAGAUUACACCCAAAUCCGAUUUACAACCUUUUCCCAUUUCUCUUUGGAAGACUAGUAGUGAAAAGAGCUAUAGUUGGAAUGGCCUUUCUUGCAAAAACUUCUCCUGUUUGAAUGGUAAGAAAUUGAGCAUAGACUGUAAAGGUUGCUUCGAUAUAGUGUCUGGGUAUGAGACCCAGAGAUACGUUAAAGCUAGGGGUAAGAAUGACUUUCUGCUUGAUGAUGUGCUUUCAAUGGGUGGAAAUGGUGGAAGAAUCCGUGUCGGGUUUGAUGUAGGUGGUGGCGGGUCUGGAACUUUUGCUGCUAGAAUGGCUGAAAGGAACGUCACUGUGGUGACUUCCACAUUAAACAUUGGUGCACCUUUCAAUGAGUUCAUAGCUUCAAGAGGACUUUUCCCACUCUUUUUGAGUUUGGAUCACCGGUUCCCAUUUUAUGACAAUGUGUUUGAUUUGGUUCACGUAGGGAACGGGCUUGAUAUCGGGGUCCAACCCACAGAGAAAUUGGACUUCUUGAUGUUUGACAUAGAUCGGGUUCUACGGGCAGGUGGCUUGUUUUGGUUGGAUAAUCUGUAUUGCUAUGGUGAUGAGAAGCGAAAGGCGUUGACCCAUUUGAUUGAGAGAUUUGGAUACAAGAAGUUGAAAUGGGUUGUAGGAGAGAAGAACAACGGGUCAGAGAAGCCUGAGGUGUACUUAUCUGCUGUCUUACAGAAACCAGUAAGAGUGUGAUAUGAUGAGAGCUUGCAUGUGAUCCCCAAACACUUGUGCGCCCAAGCCCAAUGAUCAGCAGGGGGUGACUGCCACUUCAGCAUUGACAAAGCUGACAAACCGGCUCAACUUUAUGAAGGAGCGCAACACUCAAAUUGGAAAUCAGGUCCAACCAACAGACAAGGACCGGAUUUUUGGGCAGCCUGCCCGGUCUAUUGAGCGAAAAGGGCCAGAUCCUCCCACAUCCUCGCACAACAUGUCCGAGAGCAGCCCUUCAUCUGAACAUAUAGAAUCAAACAGCAACCAAGCUGUUGUGCCGAAUGUGGAUGGUCAACAAUCACUCCAAACUCCUCAAGAUACAUCUAGAAGCUCUGAUGGCCUUAAUAAUAAUAUGGAACAGGAGAAACCAGAGAGUUUCUCUGAAAAAAACCCGAAAUAAGAGCCACCCGGUGAACCGGUUGGUUGGCCGGUUCGGGCCACCCGGCCCGGUGGGAUCUCGGUUCGGGCUCGGGCCCUUCAAAAGGUGAACCGGCCCGGUCGGUUUGGGCCCGGGCUGGGUCAAUUUUUUUUUUUUGAAUUUUUUUAAGUUUUUGGAUUGGGCUAAUUAACCGUAGCCUACUAUUGCUCCCCGACAAACCCACCAACCGGCCCAUGGCCAUACCUACCUAACCCAUGGGCAUACUGGCCCCCCACCCCAUGGGCCUCACCCCCCUACCCUUACCCCACCACGCACCCCCAUCAGCCACCACCUCCUCACUCUUCCCCCGUCAUUCUUGGACCGCGCCCACAAGCUCAUUACUCCACUACUACACCACCUCCCACCGACAUUCAAGCGGCCAUGCACACCAUGACACUAUCUCCGCCGGACACCAAUUGGUACAUGGACACCGGGGCAACUUCACACAUGACCUCCUCCUCAGGAUCUCCACACAGGGACAAAAAUUCUGCGGUGCAAUAGUUCCGGCCACCUCUACCCGGUGCAACCUAGUCUCAGCCCACGCACGCUCCAUGCAUCCGCCUUCAUUACACUUCCCGCUGAACUUUGGCAUAGUCGGCUAGGCCAUCCGGGGGAUCCCGUUUUUAAUAUUCUUCGCUCCAAUAAUGUUAUUUCGUGUAAUAAAAUUCUUGCUUCCACUUGCACCUCGUGUCAAAUGGGAAAGCAUGUUAAACUACCAUUUUCUAGUUCUUUGUCCUGUACUUCUAAGGCAUUUGAAAUAAUACAUAGUGAUUUAUGGACU